UUUAUAUAGCGUUCGCCGUAUCCUGAUUGAGAAUCGAUUCAUAACAAGGAUUAAGGAAAUAUCUAGGAAAUCAUAACUCACAACAAAAUGGGGAUUGACAUAAAAGCUUGUCUGACUGCCCGAGGCUAGUGAAAACCCAGUUCUGUACAAGUGAAACUCAAUACACCCUUAUCCACUGGGACAAGCACCUACUGAUUGUUUGAGAAGAACAGACCUAACUGUGUGUAGAGAUGAAUACUGAUAACCUGGACGGUGCUGACGAUGGAAAGAAGCGGGAUCUUCUCGGGAAAAAGCGGGACUCCAAAAAGGGACAGAAGGAUCAGGGAUACGUCAAAUUCGACGAAGAGGACUCGGAUACAUCUCAGCUCACUGCCGAGGAAGUCAAAAGUCCUUCCAAAGCCAAAAAGUCCAAGUCGUUCUUCAAAAAGCAGAAACCAAAGGAUGAGAAGAAAGACAAGGAUGGAAAGAAGGAUGAAAAAGAAAGAGAGAAGGAGGGAAAGAAGGAGGAGAAAGAAGGAAAGAAGCAUAAGAUGAAAGGGAAGAAGAAAGUCAAACAGGAAGUCCAACCUCCCAGUGAACCAGUUGAGGACAUCAAGCCUAUUUUUGGAGUGCCGUUGUCGGUUGCCGUGGAGAGGAGCCCGAGUCAUGAUGGCGUAGAGCUGCCCCGCCUCUUCCGAGAGUGUGUUGACUAUAUCGAGGAACACGGUCUGUCCUGUGAAGGGAUAUACAGAAUCUCGGGAGUCAAGUCUAAGAUACAGGCGUUAAAGGACUGCUAUAAUCGCAGGGCACCUGUCUACCUCGAGGAACACGAACCCAACAUCAUUGCCAGCCUCCUCAAGCAGUUCCUCCGAGAACUCCCGGAACCCGUGCUGACAAAGAACCUCAUGUCCAAGUUUGAAGAAGCUUCAGUGGUGCGGGGAGAGAUUGCCAGGUGUGAAGCUUUCCGUCGACUAAUUAAUGAACUUCCUAGCUGUAACAGACAGCUGUUGUCGUGGAUGAUUGUACACAUGACCCACGUCAUUCAGAGGGAGAAGGAGAACAAAAUGAGCCUGCAGAAUGUGUCCAUUGUGUUGAGUCCCACCAUGCAGAUCUCGCAUCGAGUUCUCAACGUGUUGUUCCAGACCUCCAGCAAGCUAUUCUCAGAUGUAGAAAUCAAAAAAUACAAACCUCCCAUUAAGCCCACCACCUCUCGCUGGUCACUAGAACUCCCAGAAUCCCUUGCUCAGAUGCAGGAAGAGCUACAGAAGCAGGAAUCCUUGCUGAAUGCACUCCACGCUGAGAUCAAUGCAGGCUCAACAGACCAAGACAAAGAAGAGCAGCUGUGGGAGGUGCAACGCAUCGUUACUCAACUCAAACGAAAGAUAAAACAAAUUCAGAAAGGAACCGCGGAAAGAAAAAUGAAAGAAGAAUCGAGACCCCCUACUGUCACAGAAGAUGAGGAACUCAAACUUGAUCUACAGGUGCCAGUCAAACAACAAGCCCCACCUCCACCAGACCAAACUCUUUCCACACAGGAAGAAGCUCCACCCACAGAGCAACAUGUUCCACCCACAGAGGAACAAGCUCCACCCACAGAGCAACAUGUUCCGCCCACAAAAGAACAAGCUCCACCCACAGAACAACAUGUUCCACCUACACAGGAACAAGCUUCAGAUGUGGAACUGCUAUCCACACAGGAACAAGCUCAUCCUUCAUCAAAGAAGGAUAUGUCUAGUUCUCGGCAACUUUCUCCCCACGAUCUAGCCAAUCAGGAGGAGGAUAACAAACAGUCAGCUGAUAUUUAUCCAGGAGCCAAUCAGGAACAAGAAAAAGACUCAACUGAAACAGUCAUGUCCAGUCAGAACGAUACAACACUCUCCAGCUCACAACCAGAGGAGAAAUUUGUUGAAGAGGUAAAAGAAGCAGGUGAUGAUCCAAUGACUGAGACCACUAGAGUCUCAGAGGCUGAUGUCAGAGAUAAGACUGAAAUCAAACACGAUGUUGUUAAUGAUGAAGAAUCCAAAGAGCAAACAGAGAAAGAUAAAAUGAAGAAUGACGAUGUCCUAGAGAGGAAUGGGGAAAUUGAGAAUACAAAGGAAAAGGUACAAGAUGAGAAGGUCUGGAAAAAAAAGAAUACCAGAGAUCUAGGAUCUGAUCAACCGAAUGAGGUGGACCCAGUAGUUUUAUCGGUGAAGGAACAGGAUGAGUCUUCUGAUGACCAGUUUGAAAACACCGCAGAGGAAAUUCUAGAGGCAGAAAGGGGCGUGACGCACACUUGGACAGAUGAGAGUGAGACUUGUGUAACGGAUCAGGAGGAAGGAAGGUCACAGGUAAAGAGAGGUCAACAGAGGUCAGGUGAUGAGGGGUCGAAGGAGGAUGACGAUGAGGCGGCUGUGAAGAAAGACGAACAGACUCCAGAUGAAACAGACGGAGAACACAUACUGAGCCAAAUGUCUGAACUGGAAGAAAGCGACCAGGAGUUUGUGUACGAUGAUGAGAUGAUGCAGCUUUUGGAUGAAGAACAGGCUCUUAUACUAGAGGAGGAGGAGCUUUUAGCUAUAGAAAGAGAACUCAGAAAGAAGAUUGAGACAGAGCGUCACGAGGCUGAGAGAUUGAAUCAAGAAAUCGAUGAGCUCAAAUACCUCCGACAGGACUCAGAUUUAGAGGAGUACAGCUCGGAGUCAGAGAGCAGCUACGAAAGUGAGGAUGAGGGUGACCUUCAGGAAAUCCUGAAGCAGCUUAUAGCUCGUAAUGAGGAAGAAGAGAGAAAGAAUGCGGAGCUCUGCAGUAAGAUCCAUGAAGAAAGAAUGAUUUGUCUGGAUGUCAAAGUGCAGAUCCGGAUGAUACAACAGAGACAACUGGAGAAUUCCUUAAGCAUACACGCUAUACUAGGAUAGACAACACAAAAUAACAACAUACCAGGAUAGACAACACAAAAUAACAACAUACAGGUCAUACCAGGAUAAAUACUGAAAAUACCACGUUAUAACAACAUCACAACAUUACAACAACACAACAUUACAACAACACAACAUUACAACAUUACAACAACACAACAUUACAACAACACAACAUUACAAUGUACCGGCCAUAUUAGGAGAAAAAAUUCAAGAUAUCAGAGGAUUCGAGAUAUUGAGGGUGAAAUACUUAAAGAAUAAUUGGAUGGGACUUCCGAUUCAGUUCCAUGGUAUUUGAGAUAACGAAUUUCCACUGUAUCAAAUACAACAGACAAUUCAAAGAGUAACAAGAACAACGUCUGAUGUUAUGUAUCUCCUAUUACACCAGUCCACAAGUUAUCUAAAUAUGUAUUUAUCUCGUAGUAGACAGUAUUUUUUCUUGAUUUGUUUACUCCUAAGUGAAUUUAAAAUUUGUAUCUAUGAACUGAUUACCAGUCGAAAUGGUAGCGGCCAAUUUCCUCUCUGUGCAGGAGAAAGUGUUAAACUUAAGGACAAAGCAGAGAAAGUGUUAAACUUAAGGACAAAGCAGAGAAAGUGUUAAACUUAAGGACAAAGCCUGUGCUCAUGUUCCUGUCACUUCACCAACGGUUUUAAGACCGUGAUUUAAACUUGUAUCUAUAUAUAGCGAUACUCAUGUUGUGCAAUAAAUCAUUAUUGUAUUGAAUCACA
This is a messenger RNA of Ostrea edulis (European flat oyster), 3605 nucleotides long. RefSeq names its product ralA-binding protein 1-like. Gene Ontology annotation, biological process: small GTPase-mediated signal transduction. The transcript has 16 exons. The record is from RefSeq and is a predicted model, not a curated record. Bases 231 to 2876 code for a protein of 881 amino acids. Gene Ontology annotation, molecular function: small GTPase binding; GTPase activator activity. Lineage: Eukaryota; Metazoa; Mollusca; Bivalvia; Ostreida; Ostreidae.